Diachasma alloeum is the source of this 1918-nucleotide messenger RNA. RefSeq names its product mitochondrial E3 ubiquitin protein ligase 1 (gene Mul1). The record is from RefSeq and is a predicted model, not a curated record. The transcript has 4 exons. Gene Ontology annotation, molecular function: ubiquitin-protein transferase activity. NCBI's taxonomy places the organism in Eukaryota, Metazoa, Arthropoda, Insecta, Hymenoptera, Braconidae. Bases 406 to 1431 code for a protein of 341 amino acids. Gene Ontology annotation, biological process: protein ubiquitination; organelle organization.
GAAAAGAUUUGGUCAAAAUUGUUUUUAUUUCUCCGACAGUGUCUUCGGGGGUUGAAUGGACCCCGGGGGUGUCUGGGGGUCCUCCAAAAUUCCAGCGAAUAAUGCAAAAUUGUUGUUUGGAAAUUAGAGCAAUGAUUUUUUAAUAAUUCGCAAGUUUUGGGUUUCGAGGAGCAAAGAAAAUUGACAGCAAACGUUGAGGGCUAUUUCUUUGGAGUUUUGAGGAUUUUUAAUGUUGAUUGAGACCCCAGGGGCCGGAAGUGAGUAAAGACAGCCGUUGGGGAGAUUUUGUGAUUGGAAGGAGCGAAGAAUAAAUUUUUUUCUGAGGUUUUGGGAGGAAAUUUUGGACUUUUGAGGUUAAGAGGAUCUCGCAGGGAAUCGGGGGAUUUCCAGGGAUUUUUGGGCAUCAUGGAGUACCUUGGGGAGGCCCUGGCACUGGGGUUCGAUAGCCUGAUCUUUGGAAUAUGCUUGAAACACUAUUUUCACUGCCGAAAUUCCCUGAAAGCUGUUAAGAAUGCAGAAGUCUAUGAAAUCGGUGAGAACCUAAAACUAGUGAUAAAGGAGAGACCAGAGAAUAAAAUAGAAUACGUAGCCCUGAGAGGCCCAGUCUCAGCUAUUGGAAAGCCUCUCUACGGAGUACAUGAUAAAUCGAUCUCAGGAGUUGUUCAGAAACUCUCGGUGAAGGAGCAUGUGGUCGCCAGAACGACAGCUGGAUUCUGGUCUGCUCAGGAGAGGACGAUGCAGAAGAUCUAUAAAACAGUUCCGUUUGCCCUGAGGCAAGGAAAACACAGUGUAGAGAUCCUGGAACCUCUUACUGCAGAAAUUCUGGACAUGGACGUCAUCUCUGACGAGUUUAAACCCAGUGCACCAACGAUAACUGAUCACAUCUGGGGAUUUUUUACUGGUGUCCGUCAAAGAGGUCUCCAGUCAACCGAGGAGAUGCUCCGCGAGGGUGUCACCAUCACCGCCCUGGGUGAGCUCUCGACCUCCCCCGAGUCCCCAGACAAACUCAUACUGCAACCGCCCCUCAACACUCCGUUCUACCUCACAACAAUGUCCGUGGGCUCUCUCCUCCGCAAGCUCGACGAACGUCGGCGAAUCUAUCGCUGCUUAUGCCUCAUGUUCGGAGCAAUCGGUCUAGUCAUCGGUGGAAUUGUCGUCAGGAGGUACUGGAAGGAUCGAGAGGAGCAGAGGCUCGCCGAGCAACUCAGGAGGAGUCUCGCUGAGUCCAGGAAGGAGCGGAGACAGAGGGUGAGGGAGAACGACCUCAGGGAGGAUCAACUCUGCGUUGUUUGCAGGACAAACCCCAGAGAAAUUAUUCUACUGCCCUGUGGACACGUCUGCCUCUGCGAAGACUGCUCGGAUGACAUUGACAACGGCUGCCCGGUCUGCAGGGCAACCAUCGAGCACAAGAAUCCGGCUUACAUCAUUUGAUGAAGCUUCACUGAUUAAUUGUUGAGAAUUUUUUUUUUCAUAGUGUUGAUACGAACUGCAGGAGAAUUUUAUUGGGGGUGGACUGGAUUAUAUUGGGCGAAGUGAAGGGAUGGAUGGAGAGAUUUUCGAUUCGAAACUCUGGCUGGCGUCCCCUUUUUGCGUUCUAGCGAAAAGUUGAUUUUGUGGAAAUUUUCGGUUGAUUUUCUUGGAGAGAGGGACGACGACAGAUGUUAGAUGUGCCUCAUCACAUAAACCUUAACGUCGUGAAGAUUUUUAAAGAUGAUACCUCAAAAUUUUCUCAAAUCUAAACAUAAUAAAAGCGGACAUUCACUCCUUUUUAAUGAACAAAUAAAUGAAUAGAUAAUGAUCAAAAAUAAUAUGCAUAAAUCACUAAAAAAUUCAAUCAUCCACAAAUUGUUUCUUCAAAUAAUGAUGUUCAUGACGAGUUCAACUUUCAGAGGAAUUAAAAAGUCAAAGCAAUCCACUA